Molecule: messenger RNA, 1912 nt
Organism: Vicugna pacos (alpaca)
Lineage: Eukaryota; Metazoa; Chordata; Mammalia; Artiodactyla; Camelidae
Source: RefSeq, a predicted model, not a curated record
UCUUUCUCCACCACCUCCUCUUCUUCCUCUCCCUCCUCCCCUUCCUCCUCCUCUCCUUCCUCCUUCUUAUCUUGCCAUUUUCUCAUCCCAAGCACCAUAAAGGAGGUUUCUGGUGUUGUUGGGACACCAAGUCUUCUCCAGGGUUCUCAGAGAGUCUGCUCCUCCCACAUUGCCAUGGCAGUCACACCAUCAAUCAAAUCAAAUCAGGGCUCCAGCAGCCAAGAUGGGAAGGGCCCAAGCACUUUGCAGUCCCUGCCAGUCACUGGGUCCUUGUUUAAAGAUGCCAUAGAAGAUAAGGUGGCUGAUCUAGUGGGGUUCCUGCUCCUCAAAUAUCGCACAAAGGAGCUAAUCACAAAAGUAGAAAUGCUUAUUGUAAUCAAAGAUUACCUGGACCACUUCCUUGUGAUCCUCAGCCAAGCCUCUGAGUGCCUCCAGCUGGUCUUUGGCAUUGAUGUGAAAGAAUUGGACCCCAUCAGCCACUCUUAUGUCCUGAUCAACACCUUGGGCCUCACCUACAAUGGGAUGCUGAGUGGUGACCAAAGUGUGCCCAAGACUGGCCUCCUUAUAAAUAUCUUGAGUGUGAUCUUCAUGGAUGGCAACUGUUCCCCUGAGGAGAACAUCUGGGAAGUGCUGAGUGUGAUGAGGCUGUGUGCUGGGAGGAAGCACUUCAUCUAUGGGGAGCCCAGGGAGCUCAUCACCAAAGCGUGGGUGCAGGAGGGGUACCUGGAGUACCGGCAGGUGGCCAACAGCGAUCCCGCUCGCCACGAGUUCCUGUGGGGUCCUCGGGCCCAUGCAGAGACCAGCAAGAUGAAAAUCCUAGAGCUUUUGGCCAAAAUAAAUGGUACCAUCCCCAAUGCCUUUCCUAUCUUGUAUGAGGAUGCUUUGAGAGAUGAGGAAAAGAGAUCUCAAGCCAGAGUUGCAGCCAGGGCCAGUAGUAGGGUCAGGGCCAGUGGUAGGGUCAGAGCCACUGGUAGGGCCAGGGCCAGGGUCACACCCAACAGCUUCUGUCGCCACAAGUGAAGUCUGAGGCAGAUUAUUCACUCAGUUUGAAGAGAAUAGUCACCAUUCUAAGUAGUGAAGAGGCAGGAUGGGGCUUGAGAGGAUUGAGUAUAUAACACCUUUGUGUUUCUGCUAUGUAAGAGUAAUUUGGAGAUUAUUUUUUCUCUUUUGGUAUUUUUCAAAUGUUGUUCCUAUUAAUAGAAAGUUUAAUUAAGUUCAAAUUCUGAGUUUACAAAUGACAUUGACCACAAAUGCGUUGCUGUUUAUGCAAGAAGUGAGUAUUUUGCCUAUUUUGUAGCUACAGUUAUUUUGUACUACUUUUGUCUUUUAACCUUCAUACUAGCUUUAUAAAUGAUUAAUACACUACCUUUACUAUAUAUUUACAUUUACAAUGAGAUUUAUACUUUCAUAUGUUUUCUUGUUACUAAUUAGCAACCUUUAUUUCCACUUAAAGAAGUCCCUUUAACAUUUCUCAUAAGGCUGGUUUAGUGGUAAUGAACUCCUUUAGCUUUUGCUUGAAUGGAAAACUCUCUCCUUCAAUUCUGAAAGAUAACUUUGCUGGGUAGAAUAUUGUUGCUUGGAAGUUUUUCUUUCCUUUCAGUCCUUUGAAUAUAUCAUGUCACUGUAUUCUGGCCUGUAAAAUUUCUGCUGAAAAAUCUGCUAUUGUUCUUAUGGAGGCUCCCUCACAUGUAACAAGUUGCUUUUCUCUUGCUGCUUUUAACAUUUUCUACAUUUCGCUAUUUUGUAAAAUUAAUUGGGAAACUUUCCAUCUUAUUUUGUGAUAUUGAACAACAUAACAUGGCAUUGGAAAAGAACUUUCCUUGGAAAUGUGAAAGAAGACUGCACUAAAAUAGCUGGUAAAUAGAGGAAUCGAGAAAAAAAGAAAAAAAUGGUAAAUUCUUGCCUUCCCUUA